Molecule: messenger RNA, 1632 nt
Organism: Hippoglossus stenolepis (Pacific halibut)
Lineage: Eukaryota; Metazoa; Chordata; Actinopteri; Pleuronectiformes; Pleuronectidae
Product: cytokine-dependent hematopoietic cell linker
Exons: 18
Coding region: 416-1480 (354 amino acids)
Biological process (GO): intracellular signal transduction; cell surface receptor protein tyrosine kinase signaling pathway
Source: RefSeq, a predicted model, not a curated record
AUUAGCUCCACAGGCAUUUUAAAAAAACAAUGUGUCACAGCUGAUGCCUCAAAAUGCAUUGAGAUGUUAAAUCAGAGGAUGGACGCAGAGGACGAAACAAACCUCUUUGUGUUUAAAACAAGUGUGAAGACCUCACACAGUUAUUCACCACACAGGAAGUCAUUCUGGGUGACUGCAGUGGGCUGGUUACCUCCGUCACAGAGACUUGAAGCAGACCAGGAGUUCAUGUGUAAACCGUGUUCUCUCUAUUCCUGGAACACAUCGCCGGUCACUCGCUGAGGCCAGUCCAAAAGCUCCACAAAGUAGACAGGCAGCCCCGCGGAGUGUUGGACCAUGGUGCCAAAUCCAAUACUGAGUCUGACUCUGCCUGUUGGGAACUGCUGUGAGAGGGACCGGCCAUGAGUCAGCUGUGAUAAUGGAUCGCAGCAGAAACAGAAAUCAGAUAUGCGGUGACUACAGUGACAUCACGGAGCCCGAGUACGCCGUGGUGGAUGACCAUGAGGAAGUGAUGAGCGUGUGCAUACUUCCUGCCAGGCCCAUUUAUGAUGAAAUGGAGUACGCAGACAGGGAUCUUCCGUGGUCGUCAUCAGCUCAGAGCCUCUCCUCACUCCUCACUGGUAACUCCAGCUCCCAGCCCAGAUAUCCACACAGAGAAAUCCCACCAACGACAGGACCUUCAGUAAAUAGAGAUCUGAAGCCCGGCAGAAGAAAAAACAUUUUAGAUAAGAGAUUCACACCUGGGCCUCCAGGAAACCAGCUCUCCCACAGGCAUUUUCCAUCACCUCCACCUUCCUCCCUGCAGUUAGUAAAUCAGCCUCCUGGAUGGACUCAUCCCUGCAGGAGAGACAGGCAACAGAAGGGGACUAAAAAAGCAGUACUGGGUUCACAAACCAUAGGUCGACAGAGUCCAGAAACUGUCUCAGGCCCCAACAACAACCACAGAUAUUCUUUGGAUCUGGAAACUCACGAUUUAGAAACAAGGUCGCAACAGAAUCUGGAAAGGGGGCAUUCAGGACGUCAUCACCAUGAGUGGCCGCAAACUAAAGAAGACUUUGACCAACACGAAUUUGUUCCAAAGGAAAAACCUCAACAGACAUAUUGUGAGGAGGACUGGUACAUCGGGGCCUGUAAUCGAGCAGAUGCAGAGCAUGCUUUACAUCUGGUGAACAAGAACGGUGCAUUUCUGGUACGAGACUGUUCCAUCAACACCGGCAGCGAACCUUUGGUGUUGUCUGUGUAUCAUGAGAAGAAGGUUUACAAUGUAAAGAUCCGGUUCUUUGAGAGCAGCAGCAGGUUCGCUCUGGGAACAGGACAACAAUCAAAAGAUAUGUUUGACUCUGUGGCUGACAUCAUCAAGUUUCACACCAUCUUCCCAAUAGUACUCAUCAGUGGCAGAAACAUACAAGGAAGUAAAUACCCAGAGAACUGUGUGCUGACGUGUGCGGUGACGAGGAUGGACGUCAACCAGCUCCUAGAAUGACAACGCACAUCAUGCCAAUGAUGAUCCAGUCAAAUUUCCCCUGUAGUUCAUUCUGAGCCUGUUAGGACAGAUGCUGACUGUGUAUUCAAAUUUCAAAAGUAUUUGCUUGUGUCAAUAAAAGUGUAAUAAUUGCACAGCAGGUAUAAGAUCAA